Molecule: messenger RNA, 747 nt
Organism: Lactuca virosa
Lineage: Eukaryota; Viridiplantae; Streptophyta; Magnoliopsida; Asterales; Asteraceae
Source: the annotation of a GenBank genome assembly
AUGGCUUCUUCUUCAGCCUUCAUAACUAGGACUCGAAUCACGCACACUCACCACCAUGGAUUGAAGCUCAAGCACCUCCUCAAGGCAGCUCCUGAAGGACCUCCUUCUGAGUUGAUAGAAGAUUCAAAGUUUGUUCCUCUAAAUCCCGAUGAUCCUACUUUUGGUCCACCAGCUAUGUUAUUGACUGGUUUUCAAGUGGAUGAGGUUGUGAAGAUACAGAAGUUUUUGAAAGAGUUGGAAGGUGAAUUUGUAGAGGUUAUCUUUUGCACCGAAGACAUGAUGAAGGGGUCUCUUUGGGAAGCUGUAAAUACCAAACAGUCAAACCUUGAAGCUUCAAAGAUUGCGAAAUCUCUUCCAAGGAUUUGUUUUUUAUCUGGUCUUACAGGAGAGGAGAUGAUGAUGUUCAUUGAUGCUUUUCCGGAAUCCGGAUUAGAAGGAGCAGUGUUUGCAGCUGUUGUACCCAAUAGUGCUGAUAAACCACUACAAGAGGUGAUGGAAGAAAUCAUGGGCGAUCAUGAGAUGAUGAAAUCAAGAGAAUCAAGCUAGAGAUAUCAAAGAUAAAUCAGCAUUUGAUUGUGGGUCAGAAAUCUUGUAACGAAAAGACUUGUGACCAUUGUAAUAUACUGUAUGUUAUAUGGAUAUGUCAUGUCAAAUUCAUAACUAUGGAAUGUGCAAGUAGAUAUUUUUUACCAUUUAUAAUAGGUAAAUAAAGGUCUAGUAGUUUCCAUUUCUCCCUUAUUAUAUAGC